AUGUUCACCAUUCGUGUCCUUUUGAAGCGUAUUUCUAAAAGAAACGGUGUCGUAACAUUUUUUGAAACGGGUUUGCAUGAACGUGAAUCAGUACCAAUAUCCCAUUCAGGAGUAGUUCCUACCAUGGUUCGUUAUCCAGAAGGUCUUCAACCACAUCAGGAGCAGAGCCGUCCCUCGAGAUCCAAAACCCUAGCAACCUCAACUAAAAAUCAGCAACAACAGGGUAGCUGUGACCUUCUCUCCUACACAAGUGGUUUGAAUCACAAUCAGAGCCGUUUCAAAUCCGAGCCUAUGUUGGUAGGGUGUGAUAAUUUGGAGAAUGAACUUGAUAAUGAUAUUGACGACCCAACCUCAGCUUUGGUCUCGAACAGUGGUCGUUCAGACGACUUUCUGGGGGGUAACUUGGGGAAGAAGAUAUGUAUAACCCCUCCACCAACGAUAUCAGGCCGAACUCCAGAGAACUAUGCUGUCUCCUUCCCAAAACCACAAGCUAGCUAUGUAUAG
Molecule: messenger RNA, 504 nt
Organism: Rodentolepis nana
Lineage: Eukaryota; Metazoa; Platyhelminthes; Cestoda; Cyclophyllidea; Hymenolepididae
Source: the annotation of a GenBank genome assembly